CUCCGCGAGCCGCCCGGACCAGAGGAGGCAGGACAACAACAAGGAGCUCAGCAGAAACACGUCACCGCGUCGCGCAGUGAUGAGGUAGAUCGUGGCGGUGAGGCAAGAUGGCUACCUCUGCUUGGCUGCAUGGCCCCUCCAGUAUGCGUCUAACGGAGGGUUUGGUGUCCGUGCUGAAGGAGCAGCGUCCGGAGUACCUGCCCGCCCUGCUGGCCAACUACAGAGAGCAUGGCGUCUUCCCGACACAGGGUGCAGCAGCCGCCGGGGGGCUGGUGGGCUUCAGCAAUGCCAAACUUGGCUCCAGCAAGACAAAGUUCGAGGGCCUGUGCCUGCUCUCCAUGUUGGUUAAGGACAGUUCCAGUGAGCUGUUUCAGCAGCACUGCCUGUCCUGGCUGCGCUCAGUGCAGCAGGUCAUACAGUCCCAGGCUCCAGUUCAGACUAUCCAUCUAGCGGUGAGUGUUCUGCAGGACUUGUUGCAGUACUCGGCCCAGCUAGCGGAACUGGCCAGGGAGGUUGGCCUCAACUCCGUCCUGGGCAUCCUCACCUCUCUGCUGGGCCUCAAGACCGAGUGUGAGCUGGCAGCCAUGGAGGGGAUGACUGCCUGCAUGAUCUACUACCCCAAAGCCUGUGGAUCCCUCAGGGACAAACUCGGAGCCUAUUUCCUCUCCAAAAUGGACAGUUCCAACAAGAAAACACAGGAGAUGGCCUGUUACUGUUACGGUCGCCUGCCCUGUCUCGGGGGGGUGCUGGAGAGAGGUGUGGGUGCUGGCAGGGCGGAGGGCUGGGCCAAUCAGAUUCACUGUCUGCUGGCCUCUGCCAAUGGCUUGCUGGCUCAGAUGUACCAGGGGUCAGAAUCAGAUGGAACGGUGCAGUAUGAGGGGCCGGGAGUGGAGCUGCCUUUCCCACCUUUCGACCAAUCAGACCCUCUCCUGCUGCUGCAGCUCCAGCACAGAUACUCCGCCGUCUGCCUGGCACUCAAACACACACUCAGAGUGGAUCCAGCCUCAGCAGUGCGUGUGCCAGUCAGACCAGUGCUCAACCUUGUGUGUCGGGCCCUCGCCAUCAGCUCCAGGAGCAUAAAUGUGACAGGAGAUGGAAGUUUGAGGCUGCUGGUGUUGCCCUCCGUUCACACCAGCACACUAGACAUCCUGUCAGCUCUCAUCACAGUCGUGCGCAGCAGCAUGGUUCAGUACUCCGCUGUGCUGCAGAGGCUGUUUUCCCAAACCCUCUCUGCGUGGGCGCCUCAGCCUGAAGCCAGCCCGGGACAGCAGAGAGCCUUCAGUUCAGUGCGGGUAGCCGUGUACAGAACCUUAGAGCUCUGGGUUCAGGUGGGCGGAGCCUCCAGCAGCAUUCUUCAGGGAAACCAUACCCAUUCUGAACUCCUGUUUGGCCACCUGCUGGGUGACAUCACACCGGGGGCGGAGUCCGUCAAGCUUCGAGCCGGCCCAUCAUCUGAAAUGCUGGUUUCCCAAAAGCCCGGCCCUCGGCGCACAAAGUCUUUAGUUAUAGUGGAUGGUGGGCCUUCGCUCCAGAAGAAAGGAGACCUUUUGGCCAAUCAGGACACUUGCCUGUCAGCCCUGAAAGCACUGAGACAGAUCGUAAUGACCAGUGGUACACUGCUUAAGGAUGAUAUACACAAGCGUCUCCAUGACGUCGUCCUGCCGCUGUGUGUCCGCCUGCAGCAGCAGCAGUCCAGUAGCAGCGCUGCGCUGGACUCUGUAGGGGGGAUCAGUGGUCAGUACAGCAGCGCCCCCCCUCGACGAGCACUCUACAGACUGCUGCUGGCUCUGGUCCUCGUGCCGUCACCUCGCUGCCCUCCUCCCGUAACCUGCGCCGUGUCUAUCUUCAGCCGUGGACGCACCGACCGAAGCCUCAAGGUGUCUUCACUCUGCACUGAGGCUCUGACCGUCUGUAACUCACUCCUCCACCCCCGCAACCCAUCCAUCUCCUUGCCCUUACCACCUCUCACCUUCAAACCCACACCUACCGCCCCGGUCCUCCCCCCCUCCCAAGGACCCUCCUCUGGACUCACUCUACCCACACUCCUGGGGGGCCCCUCCCCUGGCCCUCCCUUCCCCACUCGACACUCCCUCAGCCUGGGUCCCGCCGCUCUGCUGGGCUCCCUUGAAAACCACCUCUCCCUGGUUCCCACAGGGCUGCCAGGCCAGGCUCCCACCCCAGGAGACAUGCUUCUCUCCCCUCACGGCCACCCCCAGCCAGACCUGGCUGGGCUGGGCCCCCCCGAGGGACAGAGGCCUGUGUUUGUCCGCUAUGACAAGGAGGAAGCAGAGGAUGUAGAGAUAUCGCUGGCCAGUGAUUCAGACGACAGCGUGGUCAUCGUUCCUCCGGGGAUGCUGAGCAUGGAGAACCAGCAGGAUGAAGCGUCAAUAACCGCAAACUCGGCAGCACAAAACCUGGCCUCCAUCACCCCCGGGGCCACUAGUGUGGCGUUACCAGGUGGAGAGGGCGGGGCUACUGGGGUCACCACCACCACUGCGCCAACAACAAUUGAUGGGGUUUCACUUGCCAAUGACCUCCCCUCCUCCUCCUCCUCCCUCCUCACCACGUCAACCACCACACCCAUCAACUCCUUCCCUCCUUCCAGCGCCUCUCUGGUCUCCCUGGUCCCACCACUGAACUCCACCCCCCUCACAGCUCCGCCCAGCGCUCUGGGCGAGUCGUUACCAGGUGGGCCCCAGCUCCAGCAGAUGCUGAUGCAGCCCUCCACGCAGGGCCAGCCCAGUCCCAUGGGCCUGCCGCUGCAGAUGCACCAGCUGCAGAACCAGUUGAACCAGCAGGGACGGCAUCUCCACCAGCACCAGCCACAGCCCGCCAGCAACGAAGACUCAGCCGUCAUCAACAUCAACAGCUCAGAUGACGAAGAGGAGGAGGAGGAGGAGAUGGAAGAUGAUGACGAGCUGGAAGAGGAGGAGGGUAUGGAGGAGGAAGAGGAGGAGGAUGGGAGCGAUUUUGCUGAAGAUGAGUUUUAUGAAGGGGAGGAGUAUGAAGAGUAUGACGAGGAGGAGGCAGAAGAGCUGGAAGAGGAGGAGGAAGAGGAGGAGGAGGAUGGAGAUAUCCCUCCACUGGAGGGAGCAGAGGACAGGAGGGGAGGGCUAGGAAUAGAGGAGGGGAAGGUGCUUCGAGGAGCAGUUGAAGAGGAAGAGAUAGGUGGUUUCAGUGUGGAGGGAGAAGCAGAAGGAGGAAUAGAGGAGAUCCAAGCCAACAGGGCGCUGUUUGGAGAAGAGAGGAUGAAAGUGCAGGAAGUGGAGAGCAUUGGAGUCCUGGAGGAGGCCAGGGAAGGAGAGGGAGAGGAGGAUGAGAGUGAACGGAUGGAUGACCCCACUAUGCCUCAGAUCCUCUGUGUGACGGGAGGAGCGCUGGAUGAGCGGCAGGAGCCAGAGGAGGAGGCAGAGGGAGGAGGAGAGGGAGCACCACAGGAGGAGGGCCGGUCGUGGGAGCAGGGAGCCAGUGAGGCUCAGCUGACUGCCUCCUCAGAGGAGGGCUCAGCCACUCAGAAUCAACAGGAGCAAAGAGGAGAAGCUGCACAGGAGGCCGGCGCCAGUGACGGCCAGCCGCCCGAUCAGCAGGAGGAGCAGCCAGCAGCCAAACCAGACGGCGACUCGGCUCCCGCACAUCCAGAAACCUCAGCCGCCGCCAGCGAGAAAGAGAGUGAGGAAGAGGAGAAAGAUGGAGAGAAGAUAGAACAAGAAGGAGCGGAAGAGCAGGGGACACCAGGAGAAGGAGAAGGGGACGCAGAGGAUGGAAAAGGAGUGAAGAGGAAGAGAGAGGAGGAUCAGAAGGAGGAAGAGGCGGGGCAAAGCACAGAGAAGAAAAAGAUGGAUGAUGAAGCCAUGGCCUCGAUGUUAGCUGAUUUUAUCGCCUGUCCACCUGAUGAUGAAGAUGGUGCCUCUGGAUCCAACCGCUCAUAAAAAAAAAAAAAAGAGAGAGAGAAGAAGAAGCCAACACAAA
This is a messenger RNA of Myripristis murdjan (pinecone soldierfish), 3969 nucleotides long. RefSeq names its product proline, glutamate and leucine rich protein 1 (gene pelp1). Gene Ontology annotation, cellular component: nucleus. The transcript has 19 exons. Gene Ontology annotation, biological process: rRNA processing. Bases 108 to 3929 code for a protein of 1273 amino acids. The record is from RefSeq and is a predicted model, not a curated record. NCBI's taxonomy places the organism in Eukaryota, Metazoa, Chordata, Actinopteri, Holocentriformes, Holocentridae.